UAGGAAUUGAUUUUUAUUGGCUCGAGUUGAACUUUUCUAAAUCGGGGUCAAUCGAUAUGCACGUGCAGUUUUGACUGUUGAUGACUCGUCACAAUAUCUGUGUUCAUCUGGUAAAAUAUUGACUGCCUCGAGAUGUGGUGGUUUGUGGUAUUGACCUCAUCCAGUUUAGUAACUUUGGUCAGCUCGUCGGAGUUCAAUGUUUAUAGUGACAGUAAACAGGGUGAUGACGAUAUUUUACACAUUCAAACUGAUUGUGCAGCCACCUUAUCCGGGCGCACGAGAAUAACAGUGACGUCAUCACAAGAUGUUAACGUUCGUGUCGUCUGUCGGAAUGAUCACGUGGCUCAGCCUGUACCAGCCGAUAAAGUACAUUACAUACAGGAAGUGGCGUUUGGUAAAGAGGAUGACGAACCAUGUCAAUUUGAUAAAAAGGUGGACUCUAAUGUAUAUACAGUGAUGUUGUAUGUAGCUCAAAUUGAUAAGGAAUCGGGGUUCGCCAUUAGUCAAUUACGUCAUGAUUUUUUGGUAACGUGUACCUAUGACGAGAAAGGAGCUUCUGUGUCUGAAGAAAAGGAAAUCUCCUCGGACAACAUCGGUUUCCAUGAACAUAUUCAGGAGAUAGGAGGAGCGAUAACAGCUGAUAUUACUCUGUAUUUGGAGAAGGCGAACGGUGACCUAGCCAGCAGUCCUGUACCACUGGGAACAACAGUUAGAUUGGUUGCUAACGUCACUUCCGGUGAUGAAUAUAUUCGACCUUUGACCUGCUCAGCGAGUAAUGGAGUUUACAACCAUACGGUCUUACUGGCAGGUUGUGGUGAUGGAAUUGUAUUUAAAAAAGAAAUGGGGUUUACGACCAAAGCUCGCCAAAUGUUUAGUCCGUUCUUCCCAGCAUUUCGACUUCGUGGGAACCCAUCUUUAGUGUACGCCUGUAAAUUUGUGUCGUGUGAGAGCAGCUGUGAUGGAAGUUCGUGUUCGAAAGAGAAACUGGAAGAUAGAAAAAAGAGGGCUGUCGAAGGUAGAGAAUAUCACGUGACUUCCAACAGCUUCACCAUUGAAGGAAGCAAAAAGGACCCCCACGUGAUCCAUGUGGAUGCUACGAAACCUAAACCCGUUAACAAGUCUAAUUUUAGAUAUUAAUAAAACUCGGUCCCUAAAAGUUAUUUUGCAACAUAAAAUAAGAUUUAAUCCCGG
Molecule: messenger RNA, 1191 nt
Organism: Lottia gigantea (owl limpet)
Lineage: Eukaryota; Metazoa; Mollusca; Gastropoda; Lottiidae
Exons: 11
Coding region: 133-1137 (334 amino acids)
Source: RefSeq, a predicted model, not a curated record